GUGCGCUGUGUGAUUGCGAAUUUCUGCAGUUGGACGAUUUUAUGCAACAUUUAAUGUCUACCCACCAAAAAAAUAUGUGGACGCACACCGGGGUUAAGAAAUAAAAAGAAAAUGGCGUACAUCGAAAUAUCAACCGAACCUCAAAAAGAUCGGAAUUCCAAAAAAGGGGAAUCCCCAAUUAUCUUAUUUAAGAAGAAAAACGAAUUGGAUCUACAUUUAGAUAAUUUGAAAAUAAUAUUAUCUAAUUCAAAUGCGACUGUUAUACGCUGUAGAGGCAGUAUGGGUUAUUUGUGCUGUUUUUGUGAACAGCAGUAUUCAGAUCCUGGUGAUUUAAAACAGCACAAUCUGCAUCACGAAGACAUUUUCGAAUCAAACUAUAUAAAGAAUCAAGCGAUGCCUACAUUUUUAAUUAAAUUAGAUAUAACAGAUCUUUGUUGCAAUAUUUGCAGCAAGCGAAUAAUCGAACUCGACGACUUACUUCACCAUUUGAAAGAUGAACACGAAAUUCAGUAUAAUAUGGGUUUAAACAGUCAUAUUGUACCGUUUAGAUUUGGCAGUGAUAAACUUAGAUGUGUCGUGUGUAAACAUAUUUUUAACAACUUCAAAGUACUUUUAGAGCAUAUGAAUUUACAUUUCAGGAAUUAUAUUUGCGAAAUUUGUGACUCUGGUUUCGUGAACAAACGUAUAUCACAAAUGCACGGUUAUAGACAUAAAAUUGGGGUAUUUAAUUGUUCUUAUUGUGGUAAAGAGUUUAAUAAUAAAAUAAAACAGAGAGCCCACGAAAGAGCGGUACAUAUUUGUUUGAAUAAACGUAGCAGAUGUGGUUAUUGUGGUGAUAGAUUUUCUGAUUACACUAAGAAACAUGAACACGAAGUUCGAGAGCACGGCGCUAAGCCAGUGGUAGUUACUUGCUACGCUUGUGAGAAGAUAUUCGACAAUCAACGCUCUCUCUCUGUACAUAUAAAGACAUUCCAUUUAAUGGAGCGUUAGUUUAACGGCCAAUAACAAUCGAAGGGUCUAAUAGUCAAUAGCUUCGAGUUAUUAGUAACUAGCUUUUACCCGCGACUGC
Molecule: messenger RNA, 1069 nt
Organism: Papilio machaon (common yellow swallowtail)
Lineage: Eukaryota; Metazoa; Arthropoda; Insecta; Lepidoptera; Papilionidae
Product: zinc finger and BTB domain-containing protein 41-like
Exons: 2
Coding region: 112-990 (292 amino acids)
Biological process (GO): regulation of transcription by RNA polymerase II
Cellular component (GO): nucleus
Molecular function (GO): DNA-binding transcription factor activity, RNA polymerase II-specific; RNA polymerase II transcription regulatory region sequence-specific DNA binding
Source: RefSeq, a predicted model, not a curated record